This is a messenger RNA of Pimephales promelas (fathead minnow), 1966 nucleotides long. RefSeq lists its product as uncharacterized. NCBI's taxonomy places the organism in Eukaryota, Metazoa, Chordata, Actinopteri, Cypriniformes, Leuciscidae. The record is from RefSeq and is a predicted model, not a curated record.
CUCGAGCCAGUUCACUCACUCGGUCCCUUACAUCCAAUUCGAUGCGAUUCAAACGGUUUAGUGGUCCUUUUGCUCUCUUUAUAAAUAAGCUGUCGUUUAGACCAUAGGUUGCGGUUAACCACACCCCGCUCUUGAAGCCCAGACCCCUCGAGAUAUUUUUAGCACUGACGAUGUCCGCUGUCAUCUAACGGAAAGAUCAUCCCGGGAAUCACAGAGCGAAUCUACACGGUGUCUGAGCGCGCUCGCUUUGAGUCGCUUUAUCUUAACAUGAGGACUCAAAGCGCCUUUAUUAUAUGGACUGCGACGGUUCUUCAUUUAUCUGUCAUAAAAGGUCAGACAACAGAUUCAUCCACAUCCCUUCUGAAUGAAGUCCUUCCUGAAGAUCACGUGACUUCAAAAAGUGAUAUUUUGGAAUCAGGACCCCCUACAGCCUCUCCUCCUCCGACUGAUGUGUCAAGCGGUGAGGUCACACCUACGGCUGCUCCUCCAUCACAACCAUCCAAUGACAGCUCUCCGUCACCAGCCAUCUCACAGACCCCUGCCCCACAAGAUGUCACCACCACCACCCUCAACACGGACACAGUCUCAGUGCCAGGUUUUUCUGUUGGCGGCAGCUCAUCUCUUUCUUAUGUGAAGAGCACCGUUUCAGAUUCAACAGCCACAGCUCCGGCAACAUCCAUCAGUCCAAGCGAAGGACAUCAGACCUUCUCCACCUCAAGCAGCAGUGCGUCCCAGACAACACAGACAGCUCCAUCAUUCACCCCCAGUAACCCUCAGACAUCUCGGUUUGCCCUGACCAGCAGUUCAGAGGUCACUGGACCCGCUCCUUCAGAAGACCAGGACGAGCCCUCUGAACUGGACGUUGGUGAUCAAGAAUCGGGCAAGGCUCCUCACCGCCCUUCAUCACCCCUGGACCCCCUGCUUGCGGCUCUGGUCACCGUUUUCAUCAUUUGCACUGCCAUGGUCUCGGCCGUCCUCUUCCUCCGGUUCCGCCAGCGGAACGAGCAUCCAGAAUUCCACCGGCUUCAAGACCUCCCUAUGGACGAUCUCCUAGAAGACACGCCUUUGUCAAGAUACACCUAUUAGCAAGAUUGAAUUCCACCAUUUCAUUAUUUGAUUCCUCAGGCAGCCAGUGUUGUUAUUGUGACAAUUCCCCUGAAAGACAGCUUUCUCAACUCAUCUCCGAUUAUGAGUUUGGAUGAUUCUCAGGAGGCUUUGAUGCUAAAAAGUGGUUGUGUAAUAAAAGAAAAAAAAGGGUUUUCACAAAAUAGAAUAAAACAAUAUAUUCAGUCUUAUUCGCUGCUAAAAACUGCACAGUUCCUUAAUAAAUCAGUUUAGUUAAGAGAAGGGAAUAAGCAUUUUUACCAUGUUGGAGAAACAGUAUUUUAAAGUAAAUUAGAGCAUUUGCCGAAGAUAAUGUUUUUCCUUUAUUAGACACUAUAAUUGUACUCUAUAUUAUAACACUAUUAUUUUGGUUAAUCUGCUUCACUCUAACAGUAACUUUUAUAGAACGGUUUAUUCUGAAAGGUCUACUUUUCUUGCAUCUACACGAGCAAAAUCGAGCUGCAUGUUUUUCUUUUCAGGGGCUUAUUUUCCAAGAAAUGUUUUUUGGGUUUAGCAAACAUGUCUCUGGUGAUUUUUGCACUGAUAUUUAGAGCUAAGACAUUUUAGUGAGGAACAUUUUACUUUUUAUGUGACAGGUGUUCUACAAUGAGUACAAUUUUAGGGUUCAGUUGAAUUGUGAUUUUGAUAUUCAUGACAAAGGUUGAUUGUCCCGAUCUAUUAUGAAGAUAUGUGAAAUAACUUGAAAUGUAAUUUGGCAUAUUCACUUCUGUCUAUGCUGGUAUUUGUGGUAAAUCUAGUGCCUAAAGUACUUUGUGCCAAAACAACCUGAUAAAUAUAUAUUGCAUAGUUGUGUUGUUGAACCUGUAAAGAUAAGAGUUUGUAAUAAAAGAAGAAAACUAUA